Messenger RNA from Suricata suricatta (meerkat), 1789 nucleotides. It is a transcript of the gene AMH, whose product is annotated as anti-Mullerian hormone. Lineage: Eukaryota; Metazoa; Chordata; Mammalia; Carnivora; Herpestidae. The record is from RefSeq and is a predicted model, not a curated record. Gene Ontology annotation, molecular function: growth factor activity. The transcript has 5 exons. Gene Ontology annotation, biological process: Mullerian duct regression; gonad development. The coding region runs from base 415 to 1701 and encodes 428 amino acids.
CAUACAUGGGGUCUCGCGGUUGGGGCAUCAGUGUCCCUGCGUCCUCCCAGGACACCGGUGGGCGGGGGACAGACCCAGCCAGCCCACAGCGGCUCCAGGUUGUCCUGUGGCUGCUCGCCCUCUGUGGGGUCUCGGCCAAGAUGGCCUGGGCUGCAAGGUGCCAAGAGGUAGUGUGAGUGGGUGCUCCGGGAGCCCCGGCUCUGCUGGAAGACCACCCUCUAGCCUGGUCCCCAUCAGAGCCUGGUGCUGGAGCCCCUGGGGCACCUGCCCCCCAACCCCCCAUCCCGGAGCAGUUGAUAGUCUGGGUUGUCACUCCCCGGCCUGGCUCCCACUCCCGCCUGCAGGGGGGAGACCUUGCCAAGGACAGUUGUUGGACCUGUUGGUCACAGGCUGCACUCUAUCGUGGGCGAGAAGAUGGGGGGGGCAGGCUGGGACAGAAGAAGCUUUGAGAAGCCUCCCUGCCUGCCCAGGCGCACGGUGGGGCGCCAGACAUCAGCCCCCAAGGUCACCCCCCAGGAGAUAGGGGCUGUGCUGCCGCACAAACAUUCCGGUCUCAUCCACAUAAGCCCGGGCGGCCGGCUCUUCACAGCAGCUAGGAUGCCGGGCGUGCGGCUCCCUGCGCUGGCCCUGGUGCUGGCGGUGACCGGGCCUCUGCUGACGGCCGGGGACCCUGGGGUCCCCAGCACCCCGGGCCUGCCUGAAGAGCCAGCCACAAGCACCGGGGGUCUCAUCUUCCACCCAGACUGGGACUGGCUGCCCCGCGCUCCACGAGACCCCUUGUGCCUGGUGACGCUGGGCAGGGGUGGGAACCAGAGCGGCUCUCCGCUUCCGCUGGUGGGGGCGCUGAGAGGCUAUGAGCACGCCUUCCUCGAGGCUGUGCAGCGGGCGCGCUGGGGUCCCCGCAGCCUGGCCACCUUCGGAGUCUGUGCCCCCGGGGACGGACACGCUGCCCUAUUCCCUCUGCGGCAGCUGCAGGCGUGGCUGGGGGAGCCCGGGGGGCGGCGGCUGGUGGUGCUGCACCUAGAGGAAGUGACAUGGGAGCCAGCACCGUCACUGAAGUUCCAGGAGCCCCCUGCUGGAGGAGACAGAUCCCUGGAGCUGGCGGUGCUGGUGCUGUACCCUGGGCCUGGCCCCGAGGUCACCGUCACUGGGGCCGGGCUGCCAGGCGCCCAGAACCUAUGCCAGUCCCGGGACACCCGCUACCUGGUUCUGGCGGUGGACCACCCAGCAGGGGCCUGGCGCAGCCCUGGGCUCACCCUGACCCUGCAACUCCGAAGAGACGGCGCGCCCCUGGGCACCGCCCAGCUGCAGGAGCUGCUGUUCGGCCCUGACCCCCGCUGCUUCACGCGCCGGACCCCGGCGCUGCUCCUGCUCGCAGGGUCCGGGGCGGCCGACGGGCCGUGCGCGCUGCGCGAGCUGAGCGUGGACCUGCGCGCCGAGCGCUCCGUGCUCAUCCCGGAGACGUACCAGGCCAACAACUGCCAGGGCUCGUGCGGGUGGCCGCAGUCCGACCGCAACCCGCACUACGGCAACCACGUGGUGCUGCUGCUCAAGAUGCAGGCCCGCGGCGCCGCCCUGGCGCGCCCGCCCUGCUGCGUGCCCACGGCCUACGCGGGCAAGCUCCUCAUCAGCCUGUCGGAGGAGCGCAUCAGCGCGCACCAUGUGCCCAACAUGGUGGCCACCGAGUGCGGCUGCCGGUGACCCCCGCACCGUGACCACCCCCAGUGGCGUCUCCGCCCAUAUUUAUUCGGACCCCAAUCAUCGCCCUAGUAAAGACCAGCAAACACUG